This is a messenger RNA of Octodon degus (degu), 936 nucleotides long. Its product is annotated as putative olfactory receptor 10D4. The record is from RefSeq and is a predicted model, not a curated record. The transcript has a single exon. Gene Ontology annotation, molecular function: G protein-coupled receptor activity; olfactory receptor activity. Gene Ontology annotation, cellular component: membrane. The coding region runs from base 1 to 936 and encodes 311 amino acids. Lineage: Eukaryota; Metazoa; Chordata; Mammalia; Rodentia; Octodontidae. Gene Ontology annotation, biological process: G protein-coupled receptor signaling pathway.
AUGAAAAAUCACAUGACGGUGACUGAAUUCAUCCUGCUGGGCAUCCCUGACACAGAGGGCUUAGCGACGGUGCUCUUCUUCCUGUUCUCAUCAUUGUAUUUAUGCACCCUCCUUGGAAAUGUGCUCAUUCUCACUGCCAUCUGUGCCUCUUCUCAGCUUCACACACCUAUGUACUUUUUUUUGGGAAACCUCUCCAUAUUUGACAUGGGUUUCUCUUCAACUACUGUGCCCAAGAUGUUGUCGUAUCUUGCAGGGUACAGCCAAGUCAUCUCUUUUCAGGGAUGUGCUGCUCAGCUCUUCUUCUACCAUUUCCUGGGCUGCACUGAAACUUUCCUGUACACAGUGAUGGCCUACGACCGUUUUGUCGCCAUAUGCUACCCACUGAGAUACACGGUCAUCAUGAACCACAGGGUGUGCUUUGUCUUGGCCACAGGAACCUGGAUGAGUGGCUGUGUCCAUGCCAUUGUCCUAAGCUCCCUCACCUUCAGACUGCCCUACUGUGGCUCCAACCAGGUGGGCUACUACUUCUGUGACAUACCUGCAGUGUUGCCUCUGGCCUGUGAGGACACCUCUCUAACUCAAAGGGUAAGCUUUACAAAUGUUGGUCUUGUGUCUCUCACUUGCCUAUUUCUCAUCCUUAUGUCCUACACUCGCAUUGGAAUCUCCAUAAUGAAAAUCCGCUCCACAGAGGGCAGGCAACGGGCAUUCUCCACCUGCAGUGCCCACCUCACCGCCAUCCUUUGUGCCUACGGGCCAGUCAUCAUCAUCUAUCUGCAGCCCAACCCCAGUCCCUUGCUUGGUGCUAUAAUUCAGAUGUUGAAUAAUCUUGUGACUCCCAUGCUGAACCCACUCAUCUACAGCCUGAGGAAUAAGGACGUGAAAUCAGCUCUGAGGAACUUGUUUCACAAGAGAAGCCUUACUUUAGGUAAUAAGUGA